AUGCCGGCGCAGUCGACGCUGCCCAAGCGUCCAGCGUCAGCGGUUGGCCAGAUCCUCGCUAUGCCACCGCAGUGGCUCUCGUCCUACGAAGAAUUCAUCACCAAAAACGCCAGCCAAGUUUCGCAAAUCGAAAGCGCUCUACGUAGUUUAACAUAUAUCAUACCUGGCCGAUUCCGCGAUGCCGAGAUUGCCUCCGAAUCGAUCCAUUCUGGCGUGCAGCUCCUGAGCCUAUACCACGACAAUAUCCUCGGGAAAGCCGUGUCAAAACUGCCUGUUCCCCCGGUCCGCACUGCACAUGCCCGGUACACGCGAUUCUGGGCUGAAAAGAGCGCCCUUUACCGGCGCGUGGCCAUGCUCCUACAAAUGGUCAUCUACACCGAGCUCCUGUGGGAAAUGUCGGCCAAGCGUCGCGGCGGUGAAAAGUCUCGGUGGCGCGUCGUGCUGUUGCUCGAGGGCAUCAAAGCCUUCUGCCGGCUGCUGUUACUUCGCAUCACCCGCACGCGCCAAAUCGUCACGCCACCGCUACCGGAGCGCGAACCCAUCCCGGACGAAAUCGACGAGGAACAGAACAAGCCGCAGGAUCUAGCGCUAGGAAGCGAGAGCGAAUUCGCGCUAGAGGAUGGCGGCAGUAUCAACGGCAACUUGAUGGCGUCGCAGGACACACAGCAAAUGACGAAUGCACCCGUCGGGCGCGAAUGGACCAUGCCUCGAACAGGCAUGAGCCUGCCGUCUCUGCCAGAAUCUGGCGAUAUCAGCUCAUAUCUCCUCUCGCGGGUGCUCACCGCCGAUGACAUUCGGCCCGCGACAAAGCUUCUCAACCAGCUGCGCGGCAUCGGCCACGCCGCCGAAGUCCUACACAUCCUCGCGCCGCUCGCCUACGUUGUCGCGCUGAUGCUCACCAAGAAUAAGCGCUCAUGGACGCCGUGGAUGAUUGGUCUCGCAGUGGAAUACGCUGCGCGACAGCUGCGCGACACGAGCAACGGCACCAGCCUGCGCACAACGCCGCUGGAGCGCGACGAGUGGAACAAGCGCGGCUGGUCGAUGCUGUGGUGGAGUAUGCGCGGUGCUUUCUACGAGAACGUGACCAAAGGUAUGGUGAUGGGUGUUUCAAGGCGUAUGCCCAGUUUCAUAGGGGGCAUCUUGGAGGACUACGAGUAUCUUUGGGAGAAUUACUACUUUAGCACGAGCGCUUGA
Beauveria bassiana ARSEF 2860 is the source of this 1194-nucleotide messenger RNA. RefSeq names its product peroxisomal membrane protein pex16. The record is from RefSeq and is a predicted model, not a curated record. Gene Ontology annotation, cellular component: peroxisomal membrane. Gene Ontology annotation, biological process: peroxisome organization. The transcript is spliced from 2 exons. The coding region runs from base 1 to 1194 and encodes 397 amino acids. Lineage: Eukaryota; Fungi; Ascomycota; Sordariomycetes; Hypocreales; Cordycipitaceae.